AUGGCUUCGUCGCAAGGCAAGCUGGAGCUGAAAUUCGCGGACUGGAUGGCAAGUUUGCCCGAGAGCAUCCACAGCGUGCCCCUGACGAAUCUGGCGAUCCCAGGCUCUCAUGACUCAUUUAGCUUCUACAUUGAUGAAGCCUCACCUGUUGGACCUGAACAACCUGACACCGUUCAGAAUUUUGUCUCUGUGUUUGGAACUGUGGCUAAAAAGCUGAUGAGGAAAUGGUUGGCGACACAGACGAUGAACUUCACAAGCCAGCUUGGAGCAGGCAUACGGUAUUUUGAUCUUAGAAUCUCCACCAAGCCCAGAGACCCCGACAACGAACUCUACUUUGCACACGGUUUGUUCAGUGCCAAAGUCAACGAGGGCCUCGAGGAGAUCAGUGCCUUUCUUGCUGACCACCACAAGGAAGUGGUCUUUUUGGACUUCAACCACUUCUACGGGAUGCAAAUGUGCCACCAUGAAAAACUGGUCCAAAUGCUCAAAGACACUUUUGGGAAUAAAAUGUGCCCGGCUAUAUUUGCUCACGAAGUCUGUCUCCAAUAUCUGUGGGAGAAGGAUUAUCAAGUGCUGGUUUUUUAUCACAGUCCAGUGGCUUUGGAAGUUUCCUUCUUGUGGCCAGGGCAGAUGAUGCCAGCUCCGUGGGCCAACACGACAGAUCCUGAAAAACUGAUCCAGUUUCUCCAGGCAUCCAUCAUUGAGAGGAGGAAGAAGGGCUCCUUUUUUAUAUCUCAGGUGGUGCUGACCCCAAAGGCUAGCACUGUGGUCAAAGGCGUCACUAGUGGUCUCAGAGAAACCAUCACAGAAAGAGCUCUCCCCGCCAUGAUGCAGUGGGUCCAGACUCAAACACCAGGCGAAAGUGGUGUCAACAUUGUCACUGCGGACUUUGUAGAACUUGGUGAUUUUAUCAGCACGAUCAUAAAACUGAACUACAUCUUGGCUGAAGGCGAAGCUGAUACGACUUGAUAGUACCGUAAUGUGUCCGACAUGCUCUAAAGUGGAACU
This is a messenger RNA of Zootoca vivipara (common lizard), 1008 nucleotides long. RefSeq names its product phosphatidylinositol specific phospholipase C X domain containing 3 (gene PLCXD3). Gene Ontology annotation, cellular component: synapse. The record is from RefSeq and is a predicted model, not a curated record. Gene Ontology annotation, molecular function: phosphoric diester hydrolase activity. Gene Ontology annotation, biological process: lipid metabolic process. NCBI's taxonomy places the organism in Eukaryota, Metazoa, Chordata, Lepidosauria, Squamata, Lacertidae.